This is a messenger RNA of Striga hermonthica, 585 nucleotides long. NCBI's taxonomy places the organism in Eukaryota, Viridiplantae, Streptophyta, Magnoliopsida, Lamiales, Orobanchaceae. The record is from the annotation of a GenBank genome assembly.
AUGGCGAACAAGCACACAACCACCACCGACAUUAUCCACCGUCUUAUGGUGGCCGCUGUCCUAGCUGUGGCCCUGCCGGGCGCGGCGGCUCAGUCCCCGGCGUUGGCUCCGGGGAUGCCGGACGCGGCGGCUCCUUCCCCGGGGCUCGACUGCUUCACUUACCUAGUAAACCUUUCGGAUUGCCUGACGUUCGUGGAGGGAGGGAGCAACCUGACCCGGCCCGACCCGGGGUGCUGCUCGGAGCUGGCCAACUUGGUGGACACUCAGCCGAUCUGCCUGUGUCAGCUGCUGGGGAACCCGGAUCAGGUCGGCUUCCCGGUUGACGUCAGCAGGGCCCUUAGGCUGCCCUCCGUUUGCAAUGUCACCACCCCUCCGGUUAGCCUCUGUGCGGGAGCUCUUGCACCAAGUGAGGCCCCUUCAUAUGGAGCCCUUGCAUCAAGUGAAGCCCCUUCAGCAGGUGGUGGGCCAGUAGCAGCAGCAAGCCCAUCUCCUGGAGAUGGACAAAAUGGAGGCUCAAGCAAUUUGGGCUGCAACUUUAAGUCACUCAUUGGAUUUGCAGCUCUUGUUAUCAUAUAUUUCUUUUGA